Messenger RNA from Acanthaster planci (crown-of-thorns starfish), 3701 nucleotides. RefSeq names its product F-box and leucine rich repeat protein 7 (gene fbxl7). Gene Ontology annotation, molecular function: protein binding. NCBI's taxonomy places the organism in Eukaryota, Metazoa, Echinodermata, Asteroidea, Valvatida, Acanthasteridae. Gene Ontology annotation, cellular component: SCF ubiquitin ligase complex; cytoplasm. The record is from RefSeq and is a predicted model, not a curated record. Gene Ontology annotation, biological process: SCF-dependent proteasomal ubiquitin-dependent protein catabolic process.
GGCAGAGAAUACCAAGAAGGCCUGGGCACUAAGCAAUGAAAAUACCAGGUGGCCCACUCAGUAAUCUCUCAUCUUACUGGCCAACAUGGUUCCUGGAGGAUUUUUUUUUGUCUGGUAGCCUGUGGGUAUUCCAUUGUUGUAGUGGAUGGAAGUGUAAAGUUGGUGCAGCUGUUAAACUGUUGGUGAUUUAAGGGGGACUGGCAUACCCACUAUACCUGGCCAUCUAGGGGAGUUUUACAACCAAAUUUGCUCUUCCAGACUAAAGGUAGCAGCUUCAAAACCGGACUUUGUCCUCAGCGGAUCACAUAAAUUACAUUGCCUUAUCACCUUCAAGUGUGAUCCUGACAACCGUUUUCCAAGCCAGUUGAUAAGCUUAACCCUCAGUAAGUGGUUCCUCUUCAAUUGCAAAAUGACUCCAAAGUGAUGCGUGCUACCCGCUCCGACUUGUGAGUAUGUGUCUGGCAACUCAUUCAGUGGAGCUUGUGGAGUCUUUCUCUUGGAAUACUGACGGGCGGCUUGGCCUGGAGUUUUGGAUAUGCAGGGCCAGUGACACUAACCAAAGGAAUUGUGUAGGAGCCAUGCUGAAGUUUGUCAUCAGUAAGCCUAAAGGAUUAGACUCCUUGCAAGUGGUCAGGAAAUUAAGGCUUGAGAAUGGGUCGCAGGCAAUGCCCAAGUCACCCUCUCAAGAGUCAAAAAGUACAGCUACAAGCUCAGGGGCAUCGUCCUCAGCGACAAGUCCAGCCCCCCUCAUAGAAACCGAGGAGGUCACCGAGGUGACGAUGACCAAAAUGAGGAAGAAGCUGGCUCCUUCAAGGACUGCCAGCGAGUCUCCAUUUGACAAGCUCACUGACAAAGUCAUCACCAACAUAUUCUCCUACCUGACGGCCAAGCGCCUGUGUCGCUGCUCACAGGUUUGCAAACGUUGGCAGCGGCUUGCCUGGCAGCCCUGCCUAUGGACGUCCAUCGUGCUGUCCAAGCGACAGAAGCAUGUCGAUUACGCCCUGAAGUGUCUGGUACGGCGUCUGUGCCUGGAGACCCCCUACGUGUGCCUGACAGUGGAAAGGAUUGUGCUGAAUGGUUGUGACCAGCUGACUGACCGCGGGCUGAGUUUGAUUGCUAGACACUGUCCAGAACUGCAGCAUAUUGAAUUGGGAGGGUGCAAUAACAUUACCAACGAGGGAAUCUUCGAAUUGGUCUCGCGAUGCCCAAGCAUAGACUUUAUGGAUUUGAUGGGAUGUCAGCAGAUCAGCUUCAUGAACUUUCCCUCCGACUACAACGCACUACGAGCUAGCCCCUUGCAGGGACAGACAAUACCCCUCAGACACUUGGAUCUGUCUGACUGCAUUUCAUUGGACGAUAGCGGCCUGCGAAUCAUUGCCACAAACUGCCCGGGUCUGCUGAACCUCUACCUGAGACGUUGCUAUCAGCUGACGGAUAUCGGUGUACAGUACCUGUCGUCCCAUUGCUUCAUGAUCAAGGAGCUCUCUCUGAGUGACUGUCACCGCGUCACAGACUGCGGAAUGAGAGAAGUUGCCAAGCUGGAGUUGCAUCUUAGAUACCUGAGCGUCGCCAAGUGUGAACUCAUCACUGAUAUGGGCGUGUAUGCCAUCGCCAAGAUGUGUGUGAAACUCAGGUAUUUUAACGUUCGAGGGUGCGCGCAUAUCACAGAUAAAUCGCUGGAGGUGUUGGCCCGGGGUUGUCCACGACUGAGGUCCUUAGACGUUGGGAAAUGCCCAGCUGUUACGGACAGAGGGGUGACAAGCGUGGCUGUAAACUGUUCAGGGCUGCGCAAGCUCAGCUUUAGGGGCUGCGUCAAUGUGACAAGCGAGAGUCUUCAUAUUUUGGCCAGUUACUGCCCGGAACUACAGCAGCUCAACAUCCAAGAGUGUGAUGACCUCAGCGCGCACGCCUACAGAGUACUCAAAAAGCACUGCAGGAAGUGCAUCAUUGAGCACACCAACCCAGCUUUCUACUGAAAGUCUGCCCUGUCAGCGUGGCUAUAUGUUAAUAUGUAUGUGUGCUUGGUUUCAAAUGACUCGGCCUUUUUGAAUAUAUAAUACUGAACUGGCUCAUUGGUUGGUUAAAAAUUCAUAUGACCAAUUACAAAAACUGACAUAAAGGGAUGCCGUGCCAACUAAAUACCACUUCUGCCAUAAAAUGGCAUCAGUGGCAUUGAAAUUGAAUCUAAGGCCGUGUCCGAAACGGGCUUCCAGAGCUACGGCUAGGUCUAUUGUCUACGCGUCUCCACGCAUUUCUAAUGGAGUGAAGACGUAGACAUAGCUCUAGACAAGAGAUUUGGAUGCAGCCUAAAAGUUUGAACACGCAGGUGACAAUUAGUUUUACGUACAGCUCAUCCACACAUGUGAACCUUGUAACCUUGGCCGACCCUACAUGUACAUUGAGGGGACUGUCUCUUUUGUCAGGAAACUCGGAAUCACAACAGAUUUGUUCUCUUAAUUUUGAUCAUUCAAUUACAGCCAAUGUUCAUAGUUGCCAUUCAUGUAUGUCAGCCACAAUGGGGUAUGAUUGUCAAGUUGAAAAGCGCCCUCUCUUGUUCACUUACACAAAGUUCACCCCCCACACAUUGUCAUAAAACUCACUAAGCCUUGUACCUCUGCGAAGUGCGUUCAUGAUUCUACAAAGCAUGAAAUAGAUACCCUUUCUUCAACCGCACAGUGUACUGAAGAAAAGGGGAUAUUUUGCAGGUAAAAUAUCAUGAUGGGCUGCCUAACGUGUUAAGUCUAAAAAGAGUUUUGAUGUCACUAAAAAUGUACCAAGAAAUAGUUGGAAUUGACUGCUACAAACCGUACCCUUGUUCACUUCAAAGUAAGGUGACAUCCAUACAGUGUUUCAAGUUCAAAAGCAUCAAAAGCUUUUUUUAAUUUCAUAUUUUCAGUCUUCUCAAUAACAGGUUAGAUUCUCAUGUGCACCCCCCCCAAAAGAGCCAGGCAAUAAAUGAGUUUUCCUUACGCCGUUUUUCAAAAAGAUCAAAAAUUGGGAUGGGUCAGUUUGUGGUAUGACAACAGACUGACAUGAAGACGAAUUCUUAUUUUCUGCUUCUGGUACAAGAGAAGACGGAAACUAAGUAACAAAGGUUUUGUCCAUGUACACUGAGGUUACCUUUUAUCCUCUGUUGUUGCAUAUUUGUAUAUCCAAAACAUAGGUGGAAUAUUUACCCAUGUGAAUAUGCUAAGGGGCGUUCACACACUCUCAUGGAAAUUAGGAGACGAUUCCUGACACGGUUUGAAGGUGGAUAGUCAAUUUUAGCUUCCAGAGGUAUUGGAGGUGGAAAAAACUAGUUUCUGAGAUGAACCAUACCUCGUACAUAAGCAUUAAAAUUUCAGGAGUAAGGGAAAAGGUGCCAUAAUGCUUGAUGUUUCCACAAGCCUACUUCAUCUUGGGGAUUGUUCCACUGAAAUGUUUCCGAGAGGAACAUUGUAGGCCAAUAUGCUAGCAUAUUUUUCUUGUGCCCAUAUCCUCACAUACACUCCUGUUUAACAGUAAAACUAGCAUCUGGCACGUGAUAAACCAUGGACCAAUGAGAUUUCUGCUUUUGAUCAUGAAUAUGUAUGAAGUAUGGUAUUCCAGACUACCCAUAACCGUAACUGGCCUGAAGUAGUGCCGACUGUGUGUACAUGUAUAAGAUGGAAAGCUUGCGGUAAACACCAAGCAAUAUCUCUUUUGAGUCUGUGUGGUUCUGA